This is a messenger RNA of Calliphora vicina (urban bluebottle blowfly), 4179 nucleotides long. It is a transcript of the gene l(3)76BDm, whose product is annotated as trafficking protein particle complex subunit 8 homolog l(3)76BDm. Gene Ontology annotation, cellular component: TRAPPIII protein complex. The transcript is spliced from 14 exons. Bases 96 to 4103 code for a protein of 1335 amino acids. The record is from RefSeq and is a predicted model, not a curated record. Lineage: Eukaryota; Metazoa; Arthropoda; Insecta; Diptera; Calliphoridae.
UGUUUCAUUGUAAUUAAAUGUUUUGUAGAAAUUUAUUUGUUUAUUAUUGUGAAAAAUUCUAAUUAUUUAAACAUUUUCUUCAUAGCUGGCUCAAAAUGAUACAUUUAACUGGCCAAAAUUAUAAUACUCGGGAGAUAGUUCAAAAUAUCUUCUCACCUUUGAUAGGAGUACUCACCAGUCCUUAUGCAGACGAGGUGUGUCAUCGCAACAAUUUAUCAUUUGUCGAAUUGCUGCAACCAUUUGCUAAAUUGCAAAAUGAUGCUCAUUUUCGUGAUGUUUCGGGCACCAGUGUUUCCAUAAGGGGCCUGCGUUUAAAUUUCUGUGAUGUAGACUGGAGGCCACCUCAAACAGUUUUGGCCCGUAAAAUGCUUAACGAAUCGGUGACCAAUGCCCAUAAUGACAAGACUAAAGUAGUUCAUAUAGGAGAUGUCAGCUUAGAGGUACCCACAGCAGAACCUUGGUUUGAAAAUUGGCGUGAAACCUUUCUAACGGUGCAAUUUCCAGCCGAUCAUGAAUUUACCAGACAUUUAUUAAGUUGCCUCAUAGUUUUAUCUAGCGGAGAUCCAAAUAUUGUUGAAACCGCCCACAAACUGUCUCAAAAUGUUCAUCAAAUGCAAAGUGUUACGCCCCAAAAACUUCCCAAAUGGUUUCAAUCAUCUGAUGUUCUUAAUAGCUAUAUUGUGCUACACGAAGGCAGUCAAGGAGAUUUGAGUAGGGCUCAACAGGGCUAUGAAAUGUUAAAAUCUACUUUCGGCGACACUAAAUGCUUUCUUAUACAAAUCAAUUCAUUGGACUCGAAUGUUACCAGUGAAGUGCCCGAUUAUUGGGCGCCAUUUUUAAGGCGACAACCAAAAUCCAGUGAUAAUCUGGGUUCAGGCGGUACGGGCGGUGACCAGUUGAGUGGCCAUAAAACUCCCCAGGAUAAUCUAUCCGUUAUAGGCAUGUCCACAAUGCAAAUGUCUUCUUUAAGUGAUGCUGUAGCGAAUAGUGAAACAAAUGAUUUAGCAGGAAUUAUGCAUCCACUUAGUCCGGUACAGGAGAAUGCCACAGAGGCCAUAAAUUCGAAAUUUUCCAUUAGCAGUGAAAGUAUUGCCUCUCAAACUAUAAAUCCUAACGUUUGGACUGGCGACUAUGAUGCACCACAUGGCCAAUGUCUAAAUUCCAUGGAUGUGGAAAAUUUAAGGCAUUUUGUACAAGAUUAUGCUGUCAGAGCUCUAAUACCGUACGUAGAACAUUUGGUGGGCAUACUAAAUGAAGCAGUCACAAAUAAAAAAGGUGUCAGUAAGUCGUUAUUAAGUGCAACAAAACGUUGGUUUGUUACCAGCAAACCGGGCGCCAGUGUUAGUAAUCAAAAUGCUGUCAUUUACACCCAUGAAUCGGCCGAAUUGCAGACACGCAAACUAGGUGAUUUGUAUUUUAUGUUUGGCCAUUAUAAUAUGGCUUUUCAGGCCUAUCAUCAGGCUAAACGGGACUUUAAUGCUGAUUCGGCUUGGCAAUAUUAUGCAGGAGCUUUGGAAAUGGCAGCUUUAUCAGCAUUUAUGCUGGGAACGGCCAAUCGUAAAACCUAUGACUAUAUGGAAGAUGCUAUAGUUUGUUAUUUAAAUACUUGCAGAUUGCAACAAUUUGCCACACGCGCCACCUUGUUAAGUAUGGAAUGCUUGAAAACAGCACGUUAUUAUGGCGAGGCAGCCAAACAAUUAAUACGCAUGACCAGUGAAGAAUCUGAUUUGCGUUCAGCCUUAUUAUUGGAGCAGGCAGCCUAUUGCUUUUUAGCUUCUUCACCGGCCAUGCAUCGCACUUAUGCCUUUCAAAUUGUUUUAUCUGGCAAUCGUUAUUCUCGUGCUGGCCAGCGUAAGCAUGCCUAUCGUUGUUAUAGUCAAGCCUAUCAAGUAUUCCAACAUAAAGGCUGGAGUUUGGCCGAAGAUAAUAUACAGCAUACUAUGGCCAAACAGGCAUAUAUGCUGAAGAAACUAGAAGAAGCCAGUCGUUCAUUGGCUCAUCUGUUGCGGCCGGGCAGUUUGCAAAAUGGUCAACAGCAAAUGAGUUUUCUUAAAGAGUUUAUACAAACACAAAAUGAAUAUAUCAAACGCCAUCCUGAGUUAGGUUUACUAGCCCAUGCUUUGCCUCAAGUUGAACAAGACUCGAUAAAAGUGCUUACUCUGUCGCCUGCACCUACAGCCAGUGCUAAUCAUAUACCAGCCUCUAAUAUUGAUAUAAAUACCGAUUUAAAUGAGGAAUCAGUUUGGCAUAAAAUCGAAGAAAUGAUCGUGACUACUGCUUCUGCUAAUAAACCUUUGGUUUUUAAACCCUCGAGAAGUUUAUUCACCAAAGAAAAUCCUACAACCGAUAAUCCAUUCGCCAUACAGGGUGAACCCAUCGAAAUUGCUGUUACUAUUUCAAAUACCAUACGUUGCAGUAUUAUCUUAAAUAAUGUGGAACUAUUAUGGCGCUUGAAACUCGAUAAUGAGGAGGAGUUAACAAAUAUUAGUCUUUUCGAAAAUGCAACUGAAAAUCCCAAUAAAGCCGCUGUGAUGGCUGCUAUAAAAACAAGUGGUUUACAAACUUUGCAACUAGAUGAAAAGGGCAGUCAAACACUGUACUUUAAAUUAACACCAAAAUUAACUGGCCGUCUUACUAUAGUGGGCAUGGUAGCUAAUGUGGCAUCAGCCGCUGAACCCCACAACACUUUAAUGGGUUCUUUGCAAUUUGAGACACAAACCUUUAGGCCGCCCGGCAAACUGAGCAAACAAACCUUAUUCGAUCAAAAACUUAAUAUACGGGUUAUACCCUCGGUUCCCUGGUUGAAUGUCAGCUUCUCUACCAUACCCACAGAUUUAAUAGCGGGGGAAAUUAUUCCCGUAACCAUACAAUUAAGAAAUGAGGGCAUAAAACCCAUAGAAGAAAUUUAUUUGGGUUGUGACAAUCCCAGAUGGUUGACGUUGCAAGACAAAGAUGCUGAUAUACCUUUGUCCAUACUUAGUUCCCUCAAAGAUUUAAGCAACGAAAAAUUAGUAAAAGAUAAAGAAAUACGUAGACAACAUGUUUUUCGUUUACUCAAAAACAAAACCAAUGACAAUGUGGCCCUAAAGGCACAAGAAGCCACCACUGUAACAGCCUGGCUACAAGCCCCCUUCGACAAGGGUGACUACACCUUGCAUUUACUAUUUUAUUAUGCUUUACCUUCGUCAGACUCAAGUCUUAAAUAUCGUUUGGUACGCCAUAAUUGGAAAUUUAAUAUACACGAAAGUCUACACACCGAAGUGAGUUGUGUUAUAAGUAAUUCCGUCACUGGUGAAUUGGGUCUUAAUGUUGAGGUACGCAAUGAAAAUAAACUGCACCAUCCUUUAAUGUCGGAAUUGUACAUUAAUUCGUUGGCCUUGUACUGUGAGCAAUUUAAAUUAAAUAAAGAGAAAUUCUACUUAAUGAAUCAAAUGGAUAUAACUGGUGGACUUUUGGGAGAACGCUGCCUUAAAUCAACCAAAACCGCCAGUUUUCAAUGCCGUUUACUAAAGCCUACUAAUGCAGAGCCUAUGCCCUCUACUUUUCCCUCUCAUGAUAUACUCAAACCACGUCUCUCUUAUAUGGAUGUUAUGCCCAUGAAGACAACAACGCCCCAUCCAGAACAAAACAUUCCAAAAAUGUCUGAAAUUUAUAGUUUUUUGAGCAAUCACGAAACAAUUUAUUUCAAUACCAACAUUACCACAGAAGAAUUCAAUAACACGGUGGCCUCCUAUGAACCACACACUACACUGGCUGUCUGCUGGACAGCUGCCAUUGUACAAAAUUCUAUACAACGUUUGGCUUACGGACAACAUUUCGUGCAAUUGAAGUAUUUAUAUGAAAAGAAAACGUGUCCAUUAACGGGCGAACUGAAGCAGUUUAAAAAUCUUGACAAAGAUCAAGAAAAGCUCUUGACUAUUGCUGAAUUUGCGCAAAAGAAAUCACAUGAGAUCAAUGAAGUAUUAGUGGAUGAUAAGGUUAAAGCUGAACAAUUGCAAACAUUCGAUGAUGAUGAGGAUGACUUCUGGGAACCGAAUGACACGUAUGUGGGACAAAGAUGUCUAUUAGAGGAUGAAACAUUUUUGGUUGCAACAAAAGCUUAAAUAUAAAACGUAAUGUAAUUGGUUAGUUUGUUCAUUAAUAUAUUGUGAAAACAAGAAAAUAUAUAUACAACAUAAA